UAUUUAUCAAGUGUGUUAUCUCAGUUUAAAAACAAAUGCUAACCAAAGAUGCUUGUCAUAUAUUAGUGAAAAUGUUAUUACAAAUAACGAUUGUUUUAAGCACUAUUGGAUUAGUUUGUGACAGGUGCCACGGGAAUGAAAUCAUUACCCAGUUUGAUGAAGUAACAGAGUCAGAUUUUGCAUUUCCAGAAGAUUUUCAAUUUGGUUGUGCUACUGCUGCGUUUCAAGUUGAAGGAGCAUGGAAUGAAAGUGGAAAGGGAGAAAAUAUCUGGGAUAGACUGAUACAUUCCAAGCCAGAUUUAGUAACCGAUCUUACAAACGCUGAUGUCGCUUGUGAUUCUUAUCACAAAUUUAAAGAAGAUGUGGCUGCACUCAAAACUAUUGGUGUCAAUUUUUAUCGUUUUUCCAUAUCGUGGUCACGAGUGCUUCCCACUGGUGACGCAUCCGUAAUUAACGAGGAAGGAAUCCAAUAUUAUUCUGAUUUAAUAGACGAAUUACUAAGAAACGGUAUUGAACCGAUGGUGACUCUAUUCCACUGGGAUGUUCCACAGCCUUUACAAGAAUUUGGAGGCUUUAUAAAUCCGCUCAUAGCCACGUACUAUACAGACUAUGCGCGUUUGAUGUUUCAACGUUUGGGCGACCGAGUAAAGACAUGGAUAACUUUCAACGAACCGACUGAACAAUGUUUAAAUGGUUACGUAAACAUGGGCGCGCCUCCCAUGAUAGAAGGUUAUGGAGUAGGCGAAUACUUGUGUGCGCAUCAUGUUCUUAUAUCUCACGCGAACGCUUAUAGGGUAUAUGAGAUUGAAUUUAAAGCAAAACAGAAAGGAAGAGUUGGUAUAACUCUUGUGCAGAACUACUUUUACCCGAAAACGAAUACAAGCGAAGACAUUGAAGCUGCAGAACGAGCAAUGCAAUUUAUGAUCGGAUGGUAUGCACAUCCCAUUUUUUCAAAGAGAGGAAAUUAUCCUAAGGUAAUGAUCGACAAUAUUCAAAAAGCUAGUGAUGAGCAACAUAGAAUUCGAUCUCGCCUGCCAGUAAUGGAUGAAGCAAUGAUUGAUCAUAUUAAAGGCACUGCUGAUUUUCUUGGAUUAAACCAUUAUACAUCUCGCCUAGCAUCCAAUGCAAUUUCAGGAAAGCCGAACACCUGGUAUACUGAUCAGAAAGUAAAAUUAGAAUCGGACCCCUCAUGGCCCAGUGCAGCAUCAUCUUGGUUAAAAGUUGUUCCAGAAGGAUUUCGAAAACUUUUAAAAUGGGUUCAAAAUGAAUACCCUGGAAUUGAAAUAAUAGUUACCGAAAACGGAUACUCAGAUCAUGGUCAAUUGGAUGAUCAUGAUCGAGUUCAUUACAUUUGUAGUUACUUGAAUGAAAUGCUCAAAGCCAUAAUUAUUGAUAACUGCAAUGUUAAAGGCUAUGCCCUAUGGAGCAUUAUAGACAAUUUUGAAUGGCUUCGUGGAUUCACAGAGCGUUUUGGUAUAUAUUACGUAAACAUCACGGAUCCAGAAAGAACCAGAAUACCAAAAGAAUCAUCAAGAACAUAUAACAAAAUAAUAAGUACACGAAAAAUACCAAAGGAUUGUUUGAUAGAUCAUAUCUAUUCAUUUAACUGACAUAUCAAUUGU
This is a messenger RNA of Ctenocephalides felis (cat flea), 1622 nucleotides long. Its product is annotated as myrosinase 1-like. Gene Ontology annotation, molecular function: beta-glucosidase activity. Bases 36 to 1610 code for a protein of 524 amino acids. The record is from RefSeq and is a predicted model, not a curated record. Gene Ontology annotation, biological process: carbohydrate metabolic process. The transcript has 9 exons. NCBI's taxonomy places the organism in Eukaryota, Metazoa, Arthropoda, Insecta, Siphonaptera, Pulicidae.